Hippocampus comes (tiger tail seahorse) is the source of this 6975-nucleotide messenger RNA. RefSeq names its product collagen, type IV, alpha 6 (gene col4a6). The transcript has 50 exons. Bases 247 to 5397 code for a protein of 1716 amino acids. Gene Ontology annotation, molecular function: extracellular matrix structural constituent conferring tensile strength. The record is from RefSeq and is a predicted model, not a curated record. NCBI's taxonomy places the organism in Eukaryota, Metazoa, Chordata, Actinopteri, Syngnathiformes, Syngnathidae. Gene Ontology annotation, cellular component: collagen trimer. Gene Ontology annotation, biological process: extracellular matrix organization.
CAGGAGAAGCGCUAGUGGGGUUCGCGAAUGACAAGUGUUGGCCAACUUGGCCCCUCCUCUCCCGGCUGGCGGGGCAGCCCUGCAGAGUUGAAGCGCGACAGCCCGAACGGAGAGCGCAGGCAGCGACUUCCCCGCCGUGCAAACUUUGAUGACAGGAUCUUUGGAGAAGUCGAUGAGCGCGUUGCAAGCGCUUAGCUGGUGAACUCUCGGGAGUCCAAUCUUCAACCUGCGGCUCACCGGAUCACGAUGAAGCUCCUGGUUUGCGUGGUGGCAGUCGUCGUGGCCGUCAGUGCAAUCCACGCAGGGGACAAUUCCAACGAGCCGUGUGACGGUUUGGACUGCAGCAGAGGAUGCAGGUGCAACCCGGAGAAGGGAGCAAGGGGUCGUCCGGGGCCUCUUGGUGAGGUUGGUCAGAGUGGGCCAGAGGGGCCCCGCGGCAGCCUGGGACCUACGGGGCCCAAAGGAGAGAAGGGCCAUAUUGGCUUGAAAGGACCAUCCGGCCCGAAAGGAGACAAAGGCCCAAUGGGAGUGCCGGGAUUUCAAGGAAAUGAUGGCGUACCUGGCCACACUGGUCAGCAGGGUAGCCGAGGACCACCAGGACUGGACGGCUGUAACGGGACCAGAGGGGAGCCCGGAUAUCCUGGUUACGGCACCGGUGGACCCGGGCAACCUGGUUUCGCAGGACCAAUCGGGCCAAAGGGUCAGAAAGGAGAACCUCGAUAUGUCAGUGACGGCGGCAUCACUAGUUUACCUGGCCUUCCAGGCGAAGACGGUCGACCUGGCAGCAGAGGUCCCGAUGGUCCAGUUGGGUUCACCGGUCCACCUGGGCCGGAGGGAUAUCCCGGCCCGCCCGGUCCUCCCGGCCCACCGGGGCCAAUGGGGAGUCGCAGUGAUGGAUAUCAAGGCGAGAAAGGAGACAAGGGUGACUUGGGGCUUCCGGGACCGAGUGGCACUCCAGGUGACGGGUCUCUAAGAAGCGAGCAAACCCUCACUAUCUAUAAAGGAGAUAAGGGUGAACCUGGACGAAAGGGGAUCCGUGGAUUCCCUGGGAACCAAGGCGCUCCUAGUCCUUUUGGUUUCCGCGGUGAAUUUGGGGAGAAAGGAAUACCCGGAUACCCGGGGGCGAGAGGUCCUCCGGGUUUUAACGGACCUCCUGGCCUACCAGGACAACAGGGAUACAGAGGGACUCCAGGAUUCCCCGGGCAACCGGGAUACAGCGGACCCAAGGGAGACCAGGGAGAACCCGGACUCCCGGGACCUCCUGCUUAUGUCAGCGGUCCAAGCACUUCUGUUCAAGGACCCCCAGGUGACCCAGGCUUUAACGGGCUGCCAGGUGCACCCGGUGAUCAAGGACCUCCCGGGUUUCCAGGCCCGCCGGGCCCACCAGGACUUGGUUUUGGUUCAGGAGGACAGCCCCCCACUGUAGGUUUCCCAGGGAUCCCGGGCCCAAAGGGAGAGAAAGGCAGCCCCGGCAUACCCGGCUAUGGCACUGAAGGAGUCCCAGGCUCCCCAGGACUUCCAGGGAUCCCAGGGAUCCCAGGGCCUCCUGGACCUCAGGGCCCCUCAGGCCGACCUGUUGAGCCCUGCGUCAUCUAUCCCGAGGUGGACAGGCCCACUGUUUCGCCAAGUGUCGGCGUUCCGGGGGUCCCGGGGCUGCCUGGUUCCCAAGGACCGCCGGGAAACCAAGGAUAUAAGGGAUUCCGAGGGGAUCCCGGUGACUGCAACUGUAUCGGAGGCGGCUCCUCGGGGCUGCCUGGUCCUCCAGGAUCUCCGGGCGUCAACGGCAGUCCCGGCUUCCCUGGACCAAAGGGCGAGUCUGGCGACCCGGGCUCACCCGGCUUUGGUAGCCUUCAGGGGCCUCCUGGUCGUGCUGGUGAACGUGGGUUUUUUGGCCGUAAAGGAGAAAAGGGGGCAUCGUACUACACCAACUUUGGUUUUGGAGGAAAGGGAGAGCUCGGCGCCACCGGGCCCAGAGGACCCACUGGAGAAACAGGAACACCAGGAAGGGACGGCUCGCCAGGCUUCCCUGGACCCCCCGGACCUCCUGGCGACGCUGGCUUCGGCACACGCGGAGAGAAAGGUUUCCCCGGCUUCCCGGGGUCCAAGGGUCGGCCCGGAGGGCCUGGCGAGCCCGGCGGCGGCUUUACGGGUACGCCCGGUUUCCGUGGGGAGCCGGGAGAACCCGGUUUAUCGGGACUGCCGGGGCCGCCAGGUUUGCCUGGACCAAGAGGUGAAAACAGCUGCGAAGAGGUUAUUGACAGCGAAGAGGGAACGGGCCAAGUGCUUCCCUGCACCAUACCCGGUGAGAUCGGACUGCCCGGUUUUCCUGGUGUCCCCGGACGACCAGGUCCAAAAGGUCAGCCCGGCUCGCCAGGAGGCCCUGGACGUCCAGGAUUUGAUGGUGGCAAAGGAGAGAGAGGAGACGGCGGCUUUGGAGGACAGCCUGGCCCACAAGGUUUUCCUGGACCCAGAGGGGACUCCGGAGUUCCCGGUGUCCCAGGACAGAGUUUCGAUGGGGCCAGGGGGAAGGACGGUGUCCCAGGACGCCCUGGCGCCAAAGGCCAGCCUGGAGAAGUUCUGGGAGCCACAGGGGGGCCUCCAGGCCGGGAUGGUUUUCCCGGCCCUCCUGGAGACAAGGGCCAGCCUGGGACACCAGGAGGGUCUGGAUCACCUGGUUUUGACGGUCGCACGGGUGUUCCCGGGCUCAAGGGGGAGCGUGGAGUCGACGGUUUUCCCGGGCUUCCUGGUCCUCCUGGACUACCGGGCGAUCCAACCGUGGAAAUCCCCGGUCCACCGGGAAUCGAUGGCAGCAAGGGCCUCAGCGGCUCACCAGGCUGUCAAGGAUUUCCUGGUCAAAAGGGAGCGAGAGGAGACCCAGGUUUCCCAGGGCCUGCUGGUAUGAAGGGGAGCCCAGGACUACCCGGUACCCCGGGCUCACCAGGGACAAGGGGACCCCCUGGGCCUCCAGGACCAGGAACAAGGGAGGGAUUCCCAGGAAUACCAGGAAGGAAGGGCGAACCAGGCUUCCCAGGGGUGACAGGCUUCCCCGGAUCGCCAGGUCGUCCUGGGAGUCCAGGAUUUCCUGGGGGCAAAGGAUUGCCUGGAGGGCCUGGAAGAGAUGGACUUCCUGGAGGGCCCGGCUAUAGUGGACAGAAAGGAGAGCCAGGGUUACCCGGUCCCACAGGCCCACCUGGCCCUCCAGUUUCAGUGGAGUCGGCGGCCAGAGGAGACCCUGGAGUCCCUGGAGGCAGUGGCCUUCCCGGUUUCACCGGACCCAGAGGUGACAAAGGUCUUCCAGGCCCGCCUGGUCGUCAGGGUCUGCCUGGACUUCCAGGUUUUGCUGAACAGAGCAAAGGGCUGCCGGGACAGCCUGGUUUCCCCGGGCAGCCGGGAUUUCCGGGCGGCCCUGGCCCGAAAGGUGAAGGCGGAAUCCUGGGAUUCCCUGGCAUGUCUGGACCAAGGGGAGAUGACGGCUUCCCCGGGAUCCCUGGCAAUCCUGGACAGCCUGGUCGUCCUGGUACCAAGGGUCAGCCUGGAGAGUCUUACGGCUAUCCUGGCGGUCCUGGCUUUAAAGGCCAGCCUGGAGAUUCAGGAUUUCCAGGUGGGCGUGGCAACAACGGCGCUCCUGGUGAUGAUGGCUUCCCAGGAAGUCCAGGAUUCCCUGGUGUCAAGGGAGCGCCUGGCGAAGCUGGAGGGCCUGGACUAAUGGGCUCACCUGGUUACCCAGGUCCAAAAGGUCUGUCUGGCUUCCCCGGAAGAAGGGGGUCAGAUGGAAUCCCUGGUUUGCCCGGAGGCCCUGGAGGUCCCGGAUCGAAAGGUCUUGCCGGAGCUCCUGGUUUGGAUGGACUUAAUGGCCUCCGUGGGCCGAAAGGCCUUCCUGGGACACCUGGGGCGAGUGCCGGAACUCGACAGGGUGCCCCUGGUAUUCCGGGAUUGAAGGGCGAGAGAGGCCUCUCCUACGCAGGAGCACCAGGUUUCCCGGGGGCAAAGGGAGAGAGAGGAGCACCAGGUGGUCCUGGACUCCCAGGAUUUCCAGGUCGACCCGGACUCCCCGGUGGUUCAAUCGGCUCAGACAUCCCUGGGCCAGUGGGAGAUCCCGGCCUCCCUGGCCUGGAUGGAGAGUUUGGUUUGACUGGUCCUCCGGGCCUUCCUGGGCCACCCGGUCCAGGCACGGACCAGGGAGAAAGAGGUGAUCCUGGGCUUCCGGGUUUCCCUGGAAACCCUGGUCGAAAAGGAGAGCCAGGGAUCCCUGGAAGCCCCGGACUCUCCAGCAGUCCUGGCUUCAAAGGACUACAAGGUGACUCUGGAUUCAGUGGUGCUCCGGGCCUUAAAGGUUUUUCAGGAGACCCUGGCUAUUACGGAGGCAAAGGAGCCAAGGGUUUCCGAGGCCCUGCAGGUCCUAAGGGUCGCCCCGGUAUCACACUACCCGGCACAGUUCCACGCUUUGAGCGAACCUUUGGAGAUGGCGGUCCUCCGGGUGACCCUGGACCCCGUGGUUUCCCUGGAACCCCCGGUCAGCCUGGAACGCCUGGACGCCCAGGGGCAAAGGGACGUCCCGGUUCUGUCGGAAAACUGGGCCGCACGGGUUCUGUUGGUCAGCCUGGACCAAUCGGUGACCCCGGUCCUCCCGGUUUCCCCGGAGCCACUGGAGAACAAGGCCUUCCCGGUGGCAUUGGUCGGCCCGGUAAUUCCGGCUCGGUGGGGCGCAGCAUCAGUAUCGGCUACACUUUGGUGAAGCACAGCCAGAGCGCGCAGGUUCCCAUGUGUCCUCAGGGCAUGGCCAAACUGUGGGAUGGCUACAGUUUGCUUUACGUGGAAGGCCAAGAGAAGGCGCACAACCAGGACCUCGGUCAGCCGGGGUCCUGCCUCCCCAGAUUCAGCACCAUCCCCUUCCUCUACUGUUCACCCAACGAAGUGUGCUACUACGCCAGCCGCAACGACAAAUCUUACUGGCUCUCCACCACCGCGCCCAUUCCCAUGAUGCCCGUGGCCCACAGUCAGAUUCGGCCCUACAUCAGCAGGUGUUCAGUGUGCGAGGCGCCUUCUCAAGCUGUGGCGGUCCACAGUCAGGACUUGACCAUCCCCAACUGCCCCCCGGGCUGGAGGAGUCUCUGGAUAGGCUACUCCUUCCUCAUGCACACAGCAGCCGGAGCCGAAGGCGGCGGCCAAUCCCUGGUGUCCCCCGGCUCCUGCCUGGAGGAUUUCCGUGCGACGCCGUUCAUCGAGUGCAACGGCGCCAAGGGGUCGUGCCAUUACUUCGCCAACAAGUACAGCUUCUGGCUGACCACGGUGGAUCCCAACCGCGAGUUUGUCUACUCGCCAGAGCAGGAGACCUUGAAGGGAGGCCAAGAGCGCUCCAAAGUCAGCCGCUGCCAAGUGUGCAGCAAGGUCUUGUAGGCAACAAGGCAGGGGGGGUGGGGUAGCAAAGGAAGAUCAAUUGAUGGAUGGAUGAGGUGAUGGGAAAAGAAAUCUAUAAAAGCAAGAACAAGUGACUGAAAAUGAGCCUCCUCUGCUUGCCAAUAGUUUUUUCUUGUCAUCCCCUUUCAGAAUGAUUGGCUGAUCGCGGAACGAGGGUUGGGGGGGGGUGAGUGUGAGGGAUGAAAUGAUGAGAGGCGGGCUCUGCUCUCCUCUGGAUUAUCACUGACAAUGGUGCUAUGUGUUUGGUGUUGUCUAUGUCUUUGCUCCCGUGAGCAUCGUUUUGAGGGCGGAAAUCAUUCUCGGCUACCUCAGAGCGUGCCGACCCUUACGCAAAGCUCGGCGCCGCGUGCGCUGCGCUGCCUCGGCAUCACUUGUUGGAUGCCGAUUGCUUCCUAAAAUAUUAAUUUGCGUCUGAGCUGAUUUAACUGUAGCUCAUGUGGAAAAAAAAACAACAACAAAAAAGAUAUUUGUGGUAAUAUAAACAUCGGAAAAGUUCAACCGUUUCUAAAAGCUUUUCUUUUUUUCUUUUUUUUUACAACUGGCUAACAUUCACGUGUACCAUAUGCAUGCUUUCAUCAGACGCGAAAACGAUUAAUCCUGAAUUUUCACGCGAAUGUGGUGACAGUAUUAUUUUGCAGAAGUGUGCCCCUAAUUGUUUUCUGCCGGGCUGCCACCUGCAGUUUUUUAGACAACAAAUGUCACGACACAGCUUCUUGUUACGUUUACAACACUUCGGUUUUAAAUUUAGACCGUUUUUUUUCGUCGGCACGUCUGUUGUUUUUGUUCUUCACCCCGGUGCUACUCGGUGCUGCAGAAAUCAAAGCGGUACUUUUCCACAAAUUCUCUCGCACAGCUAACCACCACCACUUCUGGAUGACUUGAAUGAGGCCACGUUUCAUAUAUUUUGCACUGACAAUGUUUUGGAAUAAAUAUGGCAGACCAAACCACUUCCCGACUUUAAAAAAACUCCUUUUGCUUUCACUUUCUCGUGCUUCCUGAGUAAUCCAACACAACAUACACGUGUCUGAUAGAAUGUUAAUUAUUGCUGUACAUAGUUUUUACUGAAUUCCCCUGCAUUUCCCCCGCUCACAAAUGCUUUUACAGUAGUGCUUUUUUUCUUUCUAGAUAUUUCAGCAAGUGUCUUUGGAUGGGAUAAGAGUUUGUGCUUUUGAACGUACAUUCUUAUGGAUGGACUGCUGAAUUCUCAAAUCGACAAAAUAUAAGUCCGAAUUUAAAAAAAAAAAAAGAUCCCUCGAUGGUGAAAACUUUGGGACUUGGCAACCACUAUGACCCCAUGUCUACGGCGCUGUCUUUUUGGAAUCUAAAAUGUAAUGAUGUCACCUGAAUCAUGAUACUAUCCCUUGUUUUUAUUUACUGGAAUAGGAGGGAAGGACAACGUGUACAUGAAAAUGCGAGGGAGGAAAAGUGUGCUAUAUGGAAAACAAACUGUGUAUUCACUCUGAUGAUCGAUUGAAUAUGUUAUGCCACCGGUGUCAGCAGUGAUGGGAAAAUAAAUGUGGUUUUCCUCAAAGAGGACCUGAACCAAAGAAAAUCAAA